Colletotrichum godetiae is the source of this 591-nucleotide messenger RNA. RefSeq lists its product as uncharacterized. The coding region runs from base 1 to 591 and encodes 196 amino acids. The transcript has a single exon. The record is from RefSeq and is a predicted model, not a curated record. NCBI's taxonomy places the organism in Eukaryota, Fungi, Ascomycota, Sordariomycetes, Glomerellales, Glomerellaceae.
AUGAUUAUCCCCGAGGUCACCACGGCGCUAAGUGCCAACAUGCAAGUCGCGAGAGCUCUCCCAGCCCACCUGCUCCCCAACGCGGACGCCAUUUUCGCCAUGGAGAGAGAAUUCCCCACGCGCAUCGUCCUUGACCUCUAUACCAACGAAAUCGGCACUUUCUCCACCUGGGGCCGCAAGAACUACACCGACAUCACCGUUACCCCCACCGGCCCGAACGGCACCGUCGUCGAGCAGCCGUCGUCCGCCAUGUGCGGCGAGAACGAGCUCGUCUGCGACAAGGGCCACCAGGCCAUGGCCAGCGUCUGCUCGCACCUCAUCAACGUCCUCAAGAAGGACAAGGCCACCGACAUGGUCCGCGGCACCCCGCAGGACUACUGUCUCGAGAUCGAGACAGCGCGGUGCUGCGUCAGCUGGACUGCGUUUAUUGACAAGCCGACGCCCGUUGGGGAGCUUUUGCCUGCUGCGGAGAUGGUCUAUGAUAACUGCCGUGACAACUUUCGCAGCUACGUCUCUGGCAAGGUGUAUGGUGUUAUUGUGGGCACAUACUGCAUGGACCAGUGCCUUUCUGAACGGCCGGAUGGCUGCUGA